Molecule: messenger RNA, 1566 nt
Organism: Lampris incognitus (smalleye Pacific opah)
Lineage: Eukaryota; Metazoa; Chordata; Actinopteri; Lampriformes; Lampridae
Product: ubiquitin-conjugating enzyme E2 A-like
Exons: 6
Coding region: 393-851 (152 amino acids)
Biological process (GO): DNA repair; protein polyubiquitination; proteasome-mediated ubiquitin-dependent protein catabolic process
Cellular component (GO): HULC complex
Molecular function (GO): ubiquitin conjugating enzyme activity
Source: RefSeq, a predicted model, not a curated record
CUUCGCCUUCGCCUCCUGACGUCACCGGAGCUCCGCCCCGAAACCGUCCCAUUGCGCAGAAAGAACGGGGGAACCGGGAGUCGACUUUAGCGACGAUUAAUAAGGCCUCGGGGGAGUACACGUUUUACUAAAUAGUCUCUAUUUUAUAGUGCUCGAUUCUUGUCUGGGGAGUACUCAAAACACGCCGUGUCAAGGUCCCGAAAAUUAAAGACACCGGCAUGUUAUGAAUACCCACCCCCCCCGUUUUCAAUAAUGGUAUGGUCCUCACCGCUAGUUGGGUCGAAGAAACCGAAUUUGUUUGUUGGCUGCGAAGCUUUCGGGUGGUUUGCGUCAGUUAACCCGAGCCGGCGGGACCCUGCCGGACGUCCCCCACGUUCGAUAGCGAGGAAGCGAUGUCCACCCCGGCGAGACGGCGGCUCAUGAGGGACUUCAAGCGACUACAGGAGGACCCCCCGGCCGGCGUCAGCGGCGCCCCCUCCGAGAACAACAUCAUGGUCUGGAACGCUGUCAUAUUUGGGCCAGAAGGAACGCCGUUUGAAGAUGGUACGUUCAAGCUAACAGUGGAGUUCACGGAAGAGUAUCCGAACAAGCCUCCCACUGUACGAUUUGUCUCGAAAAUGUUUCAUCCGAACGUAUAUGCAGAUGGGAGCAUAUGCCUGGAUAUUUUGCAGAAUCGCUGGAGUCCUACCUAUGAUGUCUCGUCAAUUCUUACCUCUAUUCAGUCUCUGCUGGAUGAACCAAACCCCAACAGUCCGGCGAACAGCCAGGCCGCACAACUGUAUCAGGAGAACAAGCGAGAGUACGAGAAGAGGGUCUCGGCCAUCGUGGAGCAGAGCUGGCGGGACAGUUGACCAGACUGGGGGGGGACAAAUGGACGACUUUGGCAGAGCCAUAGCCUAGGAAGGACAUUUGACAGGAUGCUUUUUUUGAUCUGUCUGCUCUACAGGGACGACCUUUUCUACGAUGUCCUUCGUCCGGAAGAACACAGGAUGUUGUGAUUGUAGACGUAGCCGUGCGACUGAUGAAGACCCUUUCACAUUUCGUUUCUCCACUCGCGUGUGCACUUUAAGGGUUUGUGUGAGUUGGACGAGGGUUUGAUGGGUCAGCUGUGUUGCCAUCGACAUUUUAUUUAGGAGGGAUUGUACCCUGUCAAGCAUACAAGUACAUAUGGACGGCACACAUCGUUUGAAUAAUGACACCAUUUAGUUUGCAGCGUCCUCGCAGAAGGUCGGAGUGUUGCAUGUUGAGUUUGGCACGAGACUGAGUUUUUCAUAAAUCGCCAUUUUGGGAUCUGGUCGAGUCUUAUGUAAAUGGUGCAGGAGACUGGAUCUGUCCUCGAGUUGGCCAGCAUGCAAAGAAAGGUGCAGUCUGUUUGGGCGUCGUUGUGGUUAAUGUCCUCCUCUGUAAGGUCGACUAUCACAUUUGUAUGGAGAAGACUAAAUCAUGUACCUAUUCUGCACAGGUUUCUGAAAUGUCCUUUAUUUAGUGCUUUUAAUUAAAAAUGACUUAAAAAAUCACUUAUUAUAAAAUCUUGGACUAUUUUGUAGCGCGGCGUAAUAUCAAAAA